This is a messenger RNA of Ascochyta rabiei, 642 nucleotides long. RefSeq lists its product as uncharacterized. NCBI's taxonomy places the organism in Eukaryota, Fungi, Ascomycota, Dothideomycetes, Pleosporales, Didymellaceae. The record is from RefSeq and is a predicted model, not a curated record. The coding region runs from base 1 to 642 and encodes 213 amino acids. The transcript has a single exon.
AUGCACAUGGCCAUCCCAAAGCGGCUCGUUCUGCUCCUCACGGCUACGUUUCUUCUCCUGCUGGUUGCGAUGCUGCUGGCGACUGCGAUUGAAAUCCGCGCACCACCGCCCAAGAUAGCAGCCGUGACGCUUGCCCAGGCCGCAAAGUACGGCGAAUCCGAGCGGAAAGCCCUGAAUGGAACCACGCCAGCCAUGCCGCAGACGGACGAGGGCAUGAUCGGAGACCAGGAAACGCCAGCCCCGUCGCCUCCGCCGCCUCCGCCAGCCCUGCAGAUCCUCGCUCUCUCGUACUCUGGCUCUGGCGGUCCGAAGCACUGCCGCGGGAGUCUCUUGCAGAAGACGGCCUUUGAGCGGCCUGCAGCGCAGUGGAAGGACGGAUCGUGCAUCAACCUCCCCGGCGACGCGCGGUGUGGGGUGUUUUACGCGGAGAAAGGCGACAACUGCGAAGCGCAACUGUUCAACGAGGCAGAUUGCUCCAACACGAGCAUGUCGUACGUCAACACCGUCGUGUUCAUGCCGGAAGAGCGGCCGGUCGGAGCGCUUUGGCGAAGCAUGUGGGUGAAGUGUGGAGUAGACGUUCCCGAGGCUGUGAUGCUGGAUCCGGCCAUUCUCGGUGGAGCGCUGGGCAAGAAGCCGGGCUAG